UUGCAGCCCGUGCAAUCGGAGCACAUAUUACCGCUGAGCACACGUUCUUCCUGACAGCGCGAGUGUAGGCUACUUCAGACUCUAGAGGUCUCCAUCCUUCAGCAUCCACACAUAGAGCGCUGUGCAUUCUUCUGCAUCGGCAUCUCGGAGAGAGAGAGAGAGAGAGAGAGAGAGAGAGAGAGAGAGAGAGAGAGAGAGAGAGAGAGAGAGAUGGACACCGCGCAACCUGAGACGCGCGUCCUCCGUCAGAGCGAACAGGAACUUUGAUGAUUUGACGGUGAAACCGAUGGAAACGUCCAGGAGAUGAUGUUCCUGUCCUUGAUGAUUGAUUCGUCUUUCAGAAUGUUCAGCUAUGCUGUCCUUGUGCUCGUCUCCUUGUAGAUCUGAUCCUUAUUUCUUAUCAAGUACUUCUGCUCGACUACAGCUUUUUGUGAUUGAACACUUGGGUCCGUCUGAAGAAUAGCGAAGGAACCAGGUCGCAUUGUUUCCAGUCUCCUUAUUAUAAAGGACUUCCAGAUCAUACAGGAUCCGCGAUGUCUGCCACAUACCGCUCCUUAUUCCUUUUGCUGGUGAGCUUGCUCUCGGCCAGGGCUCAAACUGAGAUGAAGCGGGUUGUCGGGGACAAUGCCACAUUGCCUUGCCAUCACCAGUUCUGGCAGUCGAACGGGCAGACACUGGACAUUGAAUGGCUUCUGCAGAAACCCAACGUCAAACAGCGUGUGAUUAUCACAUUCUUCAACAAUGAGGUAUACACUAACGACAACCAUGCCAGUCGCCUGUCCUUUGCGGGCGACUACCUGAAUGGAGACGCCUCUCUCCUGAUCAGUGAUUUACAGCUGACUGACUCUGGAGAGUACCACUGCAAGGUCAAGACCGGAGGCAAAUACCACUGGAGCCAAGUCAACCUUAUUGUGCUGGUGAAACCCUCUAAGCCCAGAUGCUGGAUGGAGGGCAGGCUGCUGGAAGGCAGUGAUGUGAAGCUCAGCUGUAAGUCUUCAGAUGGAUCUGACCCCAUCCACUACAAAUGGGAGCGAGUGCUAGAUAAGGGCAAGAGUGUUGGAAAACUACCACCCCUCGCCCUGAUCGAUCUGAAGAAUCCAGAGAUCGUGACCUUGAGAAACCUAACACAGGACAGCUCAGGGGUCUACAAGUGCACUGCCAGCAAUGAUGUAGGAGAGGAGAACUGCAUCAUCGAGGUCACAAUGCAAUAUGUGCGGGGAAUGGGCGUGGUGGCUGGUGCAGUGGUGGGCGUCUCCUUUGGCGUUUUGCUCCUCAUUCUCAUCAUCUGGCUCGUCUUCCGCAAGAAAGAAAAAAAGAAAUAUGAGGAGGAGGAGACACCUAAUGAGAUCAGGGAGGAUGCAGAAGCUCCUAAAGCCAAGCUGGUGAAGCCCAACUCCCUCUCCUCGUCUCGCUCUGGCAGCUCCCGCUCCGGUGCUUCCUCUACACAAUCCAUGGUGCAUAACAGCGCCCCUCGAAGCCAACGCCCACGGCCACCUGCUGUCACCACUCUCAAGGAGAAUGGACAGCCCCAUGGUUUCCCCCAGUCUCCCCCGUCCUACACACAGGCAGUGCCCAAGACCCCAGAACCCCCUGCCACCCCAAAAUUCAGACCCCCAAACCCUCCAGUGGGCUUGACCAUCCCGACGGGAGUCAUGGCACCUGCCCAAAGUAAAGCCUUUCAGACAGUGUAGAGAGAAGUGUAAAGGAAACACAGCCUGGUGCGGGCCUCAAUAUGGGAAACCCACAGUGACUCUUCUAAAAGUUGCAACUAAAAUUGAAAGUAAAACAAAAAAACACUAAAAAUAAAUAAAUAAAAGCAUAAUUAAAUUAUGUAAGUUGAAAUGAAAUCAAUCAUAUUAAACCUAAAAGUUGAAUGCAUAUUUACAAGGGAAAAUACAAAGUGCUUGCCCCCUUCUGAAGUAUUACUUCUUUUUUGGAUCUCUUGGCACAGACUGACCUAUUUCAUUACAUUAUUAUUUUUUCUUUGUCUUUUUAAACUUACGAAGGCUUUGGAAGCAUUGUGGGCAGUGAGGUGGAAAGAUUUCACCUAGUGCAGUUUAUUUAUUUUUUGAAUCAGAGGCUAAAGAACCAAGGGCACGCUGGGUUUAAGAAGCACUGAUGGAGAGGGGUUGAAGGAACAGCCAACUACACCUUUAAAGAGAAAUGAACAAUAUAAUCUGAGAGCCUGUUGAAAGAGAGUGGACAUCUCUGGGAAGAUGGAUUGUUUCUGAAGAUAUUCAGUCCAUCUCAUUCAAAAUGUUCCCAUUCAUACUAUCCCAAAUGCAAUGCAAACAUCACCCCUGGCCUCACCAGACAUGAAAAUCUAAUGCAAUCAUAUUAUUAGCUUAACAACUCACCAAGAAGAAGAAAACAGAUAUUUUGAAAGGAUGACUUCCUGAUGGACAUUCCAGCACACAGAGACCUAAAUGACACACAUAUGAGAUUUGGCAGCACAGAGAGACUAUUAGGGUUAAGUUAUUGUUUAACAUACUUUGGGGCAAAUUCACAAAAUUGUCAGGCCACUAUUGUGUGCAAUAUUUUAACGAAUAAAACUUGUCAUUUAAUAAGUGCCCACAAUACAGUUUAACCAGGUACUAUCUGCUCUGGUGUAGCUCUGAACCAUUUAAUUAAGUCAAAAAGCAGAUUUACACGCACACCAAUAUGCUGAUAUAUACCAAGAAUCAGCUUACUUCAAAAAAUCUAACACUGCAAGAAAACCGCGUUUACAUGAGACUUGAUAUCAUUUAAUUAUUCUCUGCUUUUGAUGUAAAAAGCAUGUGCACAACACUCACAACACAUUGGAUAAGUCACUAAGAAUGCUGCUAAAGGUGUUUAUAUGCAACAUGAAAUCGGGGUAAUGGGCAGAAAUCUAGGUUUGAUCAUUUUUUGCUUAAACCCAUUAUAACCUCACCCAGAUAAAGGAAUGCCGUUAAGGCGUUUACAUGACUACACACGUUGUUGGCUUAUUAAGCAUAAUCAGUACAAGAUUGUGCAUGUAAACACAGUCACUAUCAUACUUUUCAGCGCAAAAGCGAUUCACAAAACUCUUAACGUUGCGCUAUUACCGCCCGCGGAAAGCAGGCAGCAACCUUUUUUUUUAUUUUGUUUUUGCGAUCAUGGCUGCAAUGAUUCAUCAAAUGGUGGACAUGAGCAUUAUAACUUGCCUAUAUUCCAAUGUGCCGUGCAGUCAAGUGCACUUUUAUAAUUUAAAAAGUCGAAUUAGUUGCCUGGAUCACAGUGGUGGAGCGAUGCUGUACAGUCCAAGUAUCAUGUUAGUCUGCUGCAUGUUCAAAUUGCACCAUGAAAAUUGCAUUCAGCAAAACAUUUCAGACCUGUUUGCACCAUUACCUGAUUUGCAUAAUUCCUUUAGUAAAUUGGUUGAUUAAACAACACAAACAGCAUGUGCAAAUAAAUUAUGCUAUCAGUGGGCGCAAUACAUUCUUAGUGAAUUCCCCCCUGUGUGUCAACUGCUCAACACUGUUACACACUAAUAUGAAUAUUUUCAGUUAAACCUGUGUAGGUCUGUGCCAAAGAGACUAUGGUCUGGGUUCGGAUGUCAUCCUCACCACUUGAUGAACAGCUAUGCUUCAAUUUUUAUUACAUACUGAUAACAGUAUAUUUGCUAAGCUUUAUCUACAAUGGUACUGAAACCAAAAUCUGUCAUGAAUACUAUGAAUGUGUAUAAGACAAAGAUAGUUAUUGCUUUUAUUUAUUUUUUCUUUCUUUUCUAGAAUACCCAGUGGUACUACAUGAUAGCAUAUGAGGCACAAGUAACUUUUAAAUAUAAUCUCACAGUACUGUGGAUAAGUAAUCAAAAGGUAAUGAUAUAACAGGGACUUAUGUACAGAGCGGGUGUGAACGUGUGCAACUUAAUGCGUGUGUUGUUGUGUGUGCUGCAGGUGCAAAUUUGUGUGCGCACCAAGGUACUCUCCUUCUAGUUUGUGUAAUAACAACUGGCGGUCUGAACCCUGUUGAAAAGACCAGCUUACACCAGCAUGAAUUUCAAUGCUGUUUCAAGCUGGUUUGGUCCUGGUCUAGCUGGUGGACCAUCAUAGCCAACAUCCAAAACACAACACAUGCUGGUGUUUUCAGCAGGGAAGAUGGCUGCCUCUUUGUGCCAGUCGCCUCACGGCUUCCUCCAUCGAGCACUGUCAAAACCCUCUCCAUUAGUGGUAUCUCUACACCCCCGGGAAGACCUUGUUUGGUGCUUUUGUGAGUUUUGAAAUGGACAAGUUGAUUGUUUUGUGUGCCUUCACAGUGUGUUUUUCCCCUGAGAUUUUUUUUCCUGCUCAUUCCUUCUUCACAAUGUACCAGACGAAAAAUGGAUGUGUCUUGGUAGCCAUGUGUAAAGUGGCCCCUUUGAAGUCCCGUCAGAGGAAGGAGAAUGUUCUGGCACAAAGAGGUAGUCAAACGCUGCCACACAAAUAAUGUACACUCUAUAGUCAUGAUGCUGUUUUAUAUUGUACAUACAGAUAUAUAUAUGCACACAAUAUCCUUUAAGUUAUCGGUUGACAAUUGGAGUUAUAGGCCAUAAUAAAGAUGUAGAUGAGGUAUUAUGCAUUUUCAGAGAGUAAUAAUUGGUCAUUGUACCCCCUAACCUGCUAAGCUUCCUUUAAUAAUUAGAAUAAUUUCCUUUUAAAUGGCUACUUAUAUAUCUGCCAUUGAUGGACCUUAAAAAAAGUUUAAGAGAGGAAAAGCCAUAAGCAGGCCAAGAUGAAAUCUGCACCUUUUUUCACAUUAUUUUCUGUUCUGCUUUUGGGGAGAAAUACGUGGAAUGGAUUUAAACAGGAUUCAAGUCCAUUCCUGUCAGCUACGUGUUGCAAGCUGAUUGGUCUUUUGAACAUGCUGUUGGCCAAUCGGCUCACAUACUCCAUGGCCCAAGCUGAUAGAUUUUUUGACAUGUAAUCUGUUAGCCAAUCAACCUGUGUACUCUCUCUUUAUCUAACAUUAAAUUUGCCUCAGUUGUUUGGAGGUAAACUGGUCUCAGUAUGGCCCACUUCGAGAGUUUUCUCUCUUAAUGUCUAGAGCUAAAGGGAUUAGACAUGCAGCAGCAUGUCUUUUGCAUGUUACAGUAUAGUGGUAGCAAGUCUUCGUAAUUGCUCUGCAGCAGCAUAAGCAGAUCUAGUUGACCAAGACCAAACCUUCCAACUUGUCAUAUCCAUUAUAACACCUUAUAUCUAUUCUGAGUGUUGUCAUGACUGAAAUGGCUAAAUGUGUUAAACAUUGCUGGUAGUAAUUAAGUCUUAUUGCCAUCUGAAAGCAUUAAAAUAUUUCAUAAACAAGUAUGCUAGGGGAUGGGAAUGAUGGGUGUUUGAAUAUUUGUGUAAAUCUGCAUGCAGACUCUGUGUGGGUCUAGUCAUUAUAUGUGUGGAAGCAAGUAAAUUACACAAUUACCCAAAUGUCCUUCCUCCAACAGCCUUUUAGGUUUUCAGGAUUUAGAUUUUUAUUACUACCAGUCAUUUCCACAAGCACAUGUGCCAAGUAGAAGACACAUUGUUCCUCAUUCUUAUUGGGUUACGGUAAUGAUUGACACUGUAAUGUAGCCGAGUGCUGCUCAUGCCCUGAUUCAAUGGCUUCCCGUUACCUGCCCCUAUGAUUGUAUUCGCUAGACACACACACACACACACACACACACACACACACACACACACACACACACUGGUGCGGCUAUCCUUAUGAGGACUCUCCAUAGACAUAAUGAUUUUUAUACUGUACAGACUAUAGAUUCUGCCCCUACCCCUAAACCUAACCCUCACAAAAAACUUUCUGCAUUUUUACAUUUAAAAAAAAACAUUGUUUAGUAUGUUUUUUUAAGCGAUUUGAAUUAUGGGACACUAGAAAUGUCCUCAUAAACACAUUAAUAGCAUAAUUCCCUUUUAAUUACCAGUUUGUAACCUAAACAUUUUUUUUCCUCGUAAACCACCCAAACCCACCCACACACACACACACACACACUAUACACUGCUUCCCAUGGGUACACAUACACAAGAAGGCUAACACAACCUCAUAAAAAAGACACUCUCUCUAGAGCCACGAGGCAUUGUAGGCAGUAUUGCUGGGUGAACUGUUGUCAGUAAGUGUGAUGAAUGGGCUGUCACCCAGAGUGGGUAGUGAAUGAUGGGAGUCGUGAGCGGAACACAGUCAGAGUUCUAAGGGUCCAAACCCCACCAAUACCCUUACCCCUAAAUCAGGAACCAAGAUGAUGUAUGUGCAGGUGUAUGGAAUUACCUAGAUGCUCUUCAAGUACCCCUUGUAUUGGGUGAUCACUAAAUGGCUCUAACAUUGUAACAGUAACUCUUUUCAUUCAAUUGUUAAAACAUUGGUUCUGUUCCCAAACCUAGUGAGGUGCCUUGCUAUCUACUGCCUACAUAGGCAGCUGGCAUAAGGCAGCAUGAAAAUGGAAGUAAAGUUGGAACACUUUGAACUUGCAUGAACUAGCACCUUUAUUGGAUUCGUUUGUUAAAUAACAUUGUCAAUUGUGAUAACACUUUCCGGUUUAAUGGAAUUAAAUGCAGUUGUCAGUCCCAAACACUGACUGUGUGAACAUAGACUUAUAAGCAUAAAAUACACACUACUAUUGGAUAAAACUGUAAAUGCUUUAUUAUAUGAACUAAUUUGUAUUUACACUUUUCAGCACUGAAUAAAGUUUUGUAAAUUUCUCUCACUUCGUCCACCAUCUUGAAUGGAUUUUUCGUUAGAGAGCAUCAUAACUGUACUACCAACCUUUUAGAACAGCCUUCACUUUGUAUUGCACCUAUUAUGGGCCACAGUGCUGCCUACUUUGACAGUUCCCUAGUUUUUGUAACAGAGCCAUUGCCAUAUGUUUAUUUUUGCCCUUUUAGUGUUUUAGGACAUUGCAAUUAAAAAAAAAAAAAAGUUCGGCCCACUCUAUUGCCAGUAAGCCAGUAAAGCUGAUUGAAAUCAUGCUGUUCGCCUUCCACUGAUCUGCUCCUUUGCUCUGGCAAUUUUUCAUUUUAGUUCGUUUAUAAGCUCUCUCCAGAAUCUCCUCUACACCCAGUAAGACAACCCGGUCCACUUUCUCACACAAUUGAUCUUUAGUGGCGUUUAUUUCAACACUGCAAAAGAGCUGUUGUGGUAUUUAAGAACCACCAGUGUACCCUCUCCCAUAGCUGCCAAUACAUUCUGAUGUAGUGCUCUCAUGUCAAGGACAUUCUGUUUUGAAUGGUAAUUUAAGACUGGGAAAUAGUUAAGGUCUAUCUGCAAUGUGUUUUUGUAAUACCGCUCUAAUUUAUAAGUUCACGACUGUCUAUGUAGCCUCUAACCGAUCAUUGUUACCCAACACGGUUGUGAUGAAAAUAAUGUUGGAUGUCCUUCGACGACUCUUAGAAAAUGUAGUGGUGUGUGUUACUUUGAGGGUGUAAAAAGGGAAUUAUUUUCCAUUGGAAAAGCAAAGGAACUGCAUGUCAUGGCCUACAGGUCAGAUAUUGAGAAUGCUUCGCUUCUGUGUUCAUACCUGUAAUUGGCUGAAUAUGUAAGUGUAAAUAUGACCGACAUCCUCUCUGUAAGUUUGUCUUGCAUUGUUUGUUUUGCAUUGCUUUUUUAACAUUUGCUAUGAUUUCCUCUAUUUUCUUGAGGGUUUUGUUUUGUUUGUUUUUGAAUGUGGGGAAUUGGGCCCUGUAUUUGCCUGAGAUUCCCCUUCUGGUAUGAUGGAAGAGAAAAUACACAUGAUCAUUCUUUUAUUAUUAUUUUUUUUGUUGUUGUUGUUGUUGUUGUUGCGCUUAUUUUCAGUUUUGUAAACCAGAUUGUUCAUUUGGAAGAAGAUUAAUUCUUGUAAAUAUGUCCCUCUACAUUAAAAAAAAAAAAAAAAAAAAAAAAAAAAAAGUAUAUUUUUACGGACUCUGAGUUAUUAAUACUUUAUUUGCAAAUAAAAUACUCAAUGACAAGUUAUUUGGCGGCCCUGUUGUUUUAUUAGUCUAAAGCAAAUGUGCAUUUGUGUAAAUGGAUAUGUAGAUUGAAAGAAUAUUUAUGAUGUUACAAUAUAUCAUGAGCAAUGGAGUGGAAAUUGUGAUUAAAAAAAGAGGAGUAAUUCAAAUAUUAUUCAAAACACAAAUUAUUGUAAUUUGAUUCGACUUAUUAUGUAGACACAGCAAAAUGAGGGAAAUAAGUGACAUCAUUAGACAAUGAUAAUGUGCCCACACUCCAGUUUUAUGCAUCCCUGCUUCAGCAAAUUAUCAUUUAGGUAAAUUAUGAUAUUUGCUUGGUUGUAAUUUGACUUUUGAAGCACACAUUUUUUCAAUUUUACAGGAAACGUUUCAUCAGCAGACAGUUUAAGGAAUAGAGAGGUCAUAUGUCCAUCUAACAACUAUUACAGUAUCAACUCAAUCAUAUUUGCAGCAAAAUAGCAUUAAAAAAAUU
Molecule: messenger RNA, 8376 nt
Organism: Myxocyprinus asiaticus (Chinese sucker)
Lineage: Eukaryota; Metazoa; Chordata; Actinopteri; Cypriniformes; Catostomidae
Product: CXADR-like membrane protein
Exons: 7
Coding region: 534-1691 (385 amino acids)
Cellular component (GO): membrane; cell surface; cytoplasmic microtubule
Source: RefSeq, a predicted model, not a curated record